Molecule: messenger RNA, 1658 nt
Organism: Dufourea novaeangliae
Lineage: Eukaryota; Metazoa; Arthropoda; Insecta; Hymenoptera; Halictidae
Gene: Sap47
Product: synapse-associated protein 1
Exons: 9
Coding region: 141-1448 (435 amino acids)
Cellular component (GO): cytoplasm
Source: RefSeq, a predicted model, not a curated record
UCAAAACGAACAAGUUCUGCCGUCAUUCCAAUCCCGCAAGGCUUUCAGUCACGUUCCUGCUAGCGUAGGAGAUAGUCAGAAGCGAAGGGGACAGAUUACGCACAUACAAGUUUGAAGCAGUUGACGCUUUAAAAUUGAAAAUGUUUACCGGAUUAACUAAUCAAGUUUCGACAUGGAUAGGCAAGAAGGCCGAGAGCGGUGGUACGGAAAUGCCGGCCGAAAAAAAGAAGGUUCUCACAUCACCACUCGGUGAAGGAAAACUUGUCGAAGAGAAAAAAGAUAGCCCGACCAAAGGCAUCAAAAAGUUGGAGAUGUUUGCUGGUGUGAAGACUCAGAUGACAGGCUGGCUUAGCGGCGGAAUAGCAGGAUUAGGUCGCAGUGGUGCACACGCAAACGAAGGUGAAUCACCGGCACCGGUGAACGAGGCUCAGGUAGCGCAGAAUACCCAGGGCCCCGCCGAACAAGUGAAGGACGACGACGCCAGUAGUGCAACUGGAGGAGCGGACAGUGGACCUGCGAGUUUAGAAGGUACGCCGACCGACGACAAAAACGGUCCACAAGCAUUUGGCUCCGUUUCCACGAAGGCGCUGGAGAGUGCGAAGAGCCUGGGUGGACUUCUGUACAGCGCCGUGAACAAGGCCGGAAAGACCGUCGUGGAGGCUGGCGUCAAGAUCAAGAAGACCGUCGAGGAGAACAGAUUGGUCGCCGAACUGAACAAAGAACAGGAGGCCUUCAUCGCCAACAAGCCGACCGAGAAGGGCGAGGCCGUUGCACCGUGGGUCGGCGCCCCGAACGAGGACGUACUGCGAGAAGAAUGCUUGUGUCUCUCAACGGACAAAAGUAACUUCCUAAGACCCCCACCGGUGGGUGUUGAUUUCGCAUGGGACUUUGAGGCUGUACAGGCAAUGGCCGAGGCCACCCUUGCUCUCGAUCCGAAUUUGGAAAAUAUGAGGUUCCAGCUGGUACCUAAGGAAAUAUCCGAGGAGCAGUUCUGGCGGAACUAUUUCUACCGCGUGUCCGUUCUGCGCCAGAGCCACGAGCUGAACGUCAUGGCACAGGCGGAGAACAGGGAGAACUUGACCGGGACCGUGAAUCAACCCGAAGUUCAAGUGACCACUGGCCAGGAAACCAGCGGAACCGUGACGACCGGAAGUAACAGCGCGUCGGCAGAUUCGCCAGGCCACGAAUUCGUGUCCGAUAGCAUGAGGGUCACGGACACGGACCUCCAAGAGGUCCGGGAGGGCAUGAAAAAGUUGGGGAUGCAGCCGCCGAAAGAAGAAGAUUGGGAACGCGAAUUGGAAGCCGAGCUGAAGGAUUACGAAGUAGUUACCAGCGCAGAGGAUAAGAACGGCGUCCCAAUGCCCGCCAGGGACACGACCGAUAAAGACGAUUGGCAGAAGCAGAUCGACGAACUCCUAGCCAACGAGGACGACGAGGACCUCAAGUGAACCGGUGAGAUCCUCUUUCGGACCGGUUAGAAGAGGAUCUCGCCGUGUUUCAAUUGAGAUCCUAAAGGAGGCAGUGCGAGAGAUCGCCGGCCUGGAUUAUUUGUAUCUUUCUGUACCGUCGAUCGUUCUUCCGAAUUGGGAGAGGAGGAUAUUGUAUUGUGGAUUUGCUUUUACUGUCUGGUCCCUUUCUCUGUCUUUCACUUCUUUGCA